Molecule: messenger RNA, 702 nt
Organism: Aspergillus clavatus NRRL 1
Lineage: Eukaryota; Fungi; Ascomycota; Eurotiomycetes; Eurotiales; Aspergillaceae
Product: ribosome biogenesis protein Nhp2
Exons: 2
Coding region: 1-702 (233 amino acids)
Biological process (GO): ribosome biogenesis; rRNA pseudouridine synthesis; snRNA pseudouridine synthesis
Cellular component (GO): box H/ACA snoRNP complex
Molecular function (GO): box H/ACA snoRNA binding
Source: RefSeq, a predicted model, not a curated record
AUGGGCAAGGACAAGUCUGAGAAGAAGGACAAGCGCGAGAAGAAGGAGAAGCGCUCGGAGAAGGAUGGCGUCCACAAGAGCAAGGACAAGAAGGAAAAGAAGGACAAGACUGUUCUCGCCGAGGCAGUAGAGCAGGAGCUCACCAGCAAGGUUCUUGAUGGCAUUGAAAAGGCUGUCGCCGCCGAGGCCACUGUCGAUGGAACCGUUGAGGUCGAGCUGAUGGAGGUCGACGGCCGCCCUGUCGGCGCUCUGGUGCCUUUCGCCAAUCCUCUGGCCGAGGACAAGCAGGCCAAGAAGGUUCUCAAGAGCGUCAAGAAGGCUGCUGUGAACAAGUGCCUCAAGCGUGGUGUCAAGGAAGUCGUCAAGGCCCUUCGCAAGUCGCCCACCCCCGCUGCCAACGCUACCAUCUCUAUCCCUAACGGAAUUGUCGUCCUCGCCGCGGAUAUCUCGCCCAUGGAUGUCAUCUCACAUAUCCCCGUACUGUGCGAAGAUCACGGUAUCCCCUACAUUUUCGUCACAUCGCGAGCCGAGCUGGGCAACUCGGCUGCUACCAAGCGUCCUACCAGUGUCGUCAUGGUUGUGCCCAAGUCAGCCUCGAAGAACAAGAAGAAGGACGGCGAGUCAGACGGAGAGGAUUUCAGCGAGGUAUUUGAGGAGCUGGCUAAGCUCGUUCAGAAGGAGGCCAAGAAGGUGAACCUGUGA